ACCCAAAAAUUGCAACAGAAUCCUCCCGUUUUUCCCAUUCUUUGUCGACUCGUCGUUUUCUUCUUUAAACGCUUCUUAAGCUGUCCCCUCUUUUCCUUUUCCUUUUUCCUUUCAAUUCCAUUUCCCCUUCUAUUCCUCCUCCUUCUUCUUCCACCAGGUUCCAGUCCAACUUGGGCAGUAUAGCAGCUCAACGGGCAUGCGAGGAACGGCUAAUUCCUUCUACAUCUGUGACCAUAGCUACUAGAUAUUGUUUGUUAGUUUUCUUUUUUCUUUCUUCCAUUUUGAUCGGAGAGAUUGGAGCUGGGCAUUUUCAGAGCCUACACAAUAUGGGCUAUCUGAAUUCAGUCUUGUCUUGCUCGAGCCAGAUUCAUGCUGCUGAGGAGGCACCUGUAAGCGGUGGAGGAUUAAGUCAGAAUGGAAAGUUCAGCUACGGUUAUGCUAGCUCUCCAGGGAAGAGAUCUUCGAUGGAAGAUUUUUAUGAGACACGAAUUGAUGGUGUGGAAGGAGAAAUAGUUGGUCUAUUUGGUGUUUUUGAUGGUCAUGGUGGAGCGCGAGCUGCCGAGUAUGUUAAGCACAAUCUUUUUAGUAACUUGAUCAGCCAUCCAAAGUUCAUUUCAGACACCAAAUCCGCUAUAGCUGAUGCAUACAACCACACAGACACAGAAUUUCUGAAGUCGGAAAAUAAUCAAAACAGAGAUGCUGGAUCAACUGCUUCCACUGCCAUCCUAGUUGGUGACCGCUUACUUGUUGCAAACGUUGGCGAUUCCAGAGCUGUUAUUUGCCGGAGUGGCACUGCCAUUGCUGUCUCUCGGGAUCAUAAGCCUGACCAAACUGAUGAGCGACGGCGAAUUGAGGAUGCCGGAGGAUUUGUGAUGUGGGCUGGAACUUGGAGAGUUGGAGGUGUUCUUGCUGUUUCACGUGCAUUUGGUGAUAGGUUAUUAAAGCAAUAUGUUGUUGCUGACCCUGAAAUUCAGGAGGAAAAGAUUGAUAGCUCACUUGAGUUUCUUAUACUUGCAAGUGAUGGACUGUGGGAUGUUGUCUCUAAUGAGGAAGCUGUCGCUAUGACUAAACCAAUUCAGGACCCCGAAGAGGCAGCAAAAAGGUUGAUGCAAGAAGCAUAUCAGAGAGGCAGUGCAGAUAACAUUACUUGUGUCGUCGUUCGUUUCUUGGCAAAUCAAGGAAGUCCCUCUCGCGGAACGACUGGGUAAGACUUAACUGCUUUUCCUAGCUUUUCGCCCUCUGGUUCUGACACGUACGAAAGUCUCAGACUGAACUGCAGUAACAUUCAGGUGGUUCGUAGUCAUAGGAAAUUCCAGUAACAUUGUUGAUUGUACUUAUAAAAAGAAAAAGGAUAUAGACAUAAUGAGAGAAGUAAGUUGUCAGAUUGGUUUUUCUUUUUCCUUUUGUGCAAUACGGUGUCAGUCGCUGCCUACAUAGUCUUUAGCUUCCUGCCUGGAGGUUGUAGAAAUGUGCAUUGGUUAAUUUGUAAAGAGUCUUUAAUGGAAGUGUUAUUGUUUGUGUUGUCUUCAACCCUUCCUAAGGUGAUUGGUUUUUUUUU
Messenger RNA from Cucumis sativus (cucumber), 1558 nucleotides. RefSeq names its product probable protein phosphatase 2C 59. The transcript has 9 exons. Gene Ontology annotation, biological process: protein dephosphorylation. The coding region runs from base 327 to 1208 and encodes 293 amino acids. The record is from RefSeq and is a predicted model, not a curated record. Lineage: Eukaryota; Viridiplantae; Streptophyta; Magnoliopsida; Cucurbitales; Cucurbitaceae. Gene Ontology annotation, cellular component: cytosol; nucleus. Gene Ontology annotation, molecular function: cation binding; protein serine/threonine phosphatase activity.